CAAGCUUCUGAGACACAAAAACAAAUUCAGUGAACAAAAGAACAAACCCCCACGGCGCAAGCGGGCACUGCCGUGACAGAUUUCGCAUCCCAAUACAACCCUACACUAUCUACUAGCAUGAAUAUCACAAAAGUGUGUUAUCCAGAAAAACAAAAUAUAAAGUCGGUUCGUUAAAAGAUAAGAAAAGAAGAUCCUGCGGUGCUGUAAGACGUCCAGAGCUUGUGUGAGAAUCCUGUAAAGGGAAACACGGCUACUUGUAGAGCAGGCUUUGAAUCAUUUCACGGAGGAGCUAAAGAGCACAGUGGCCGGCAACGGAAGGGAAAGACAAAGGCUAAAGACAAAGAGAAAGAUCAACAAGAAAGGAGGCAGCGAGCUGGGAGGCCAUGGCGCCGGCUGAUCUCCCUCCAGGCUUUAGGUUCCAUCCAACUGACGAGGAGCUUGUGAACUAUUACCUGAAGAGGAAGGUUCAUGGACUCAGCAUCGAGCUCGACAUAAUCCCUGAAGUAGAUCUCUACAAAUGUGAGCCUUGGGAGCUGGCAGAGAAAUCAUUGCUGCCUAGCAGAGACCCCGAGUGGUACUUCUUUGGGCCAAGGGAUAGGAAGUAUCCAAAUGGAUGCCGCACAAACCGUGCAACCCAAGCAGGAUACUGGAAAUCAACAGGCAAAGAUCGGCGAGUCAACUACCAGAACAGACCAAUUGGCAUGAAGAAGACUUUGGUCUACUACAAGGGUCGAGCUCCUCAGGGACUCAGGACCAACUGGGUGAUGCAUGAGUACCGCAUCGAGGAAAGCGAAUGCGAGAACACCAUGGGGUUUCAGGAUUCCUACGCUCUGUGUCGGGUAUUCAAGAAAAAUGUGGCAUUCGGAGAGCUUCAGAAGCAAAAGCAAGGCGAGUGCAGCUCAUCACAAGCUAAGGAAAAACAAAAACACUUUACGAACGUUGGGGAUGCUGGACAGUCAAGUGGUUCAAAUGAGCAUGGUAAAGACAACUCUUGGUUGCAGUUCAUAUCUGAUGAUGUGUGGUGCAACAAAACAAAAUGAUGGAAUAGACAAGACGGUUAACUUCAUCUAACUAGAAACUUCAAUAUCAGUUGCACUUUGACUCUUUGUAUAUGUUUGAUAACACCACUUCUCACUUUGGAGUUUGGACAGGAUGACCACCUAAGUUUGGACUCUUGACUCUUCAUGUAGAGUUGUACUGUAAUAGAAAAACAUCCUGCUUUGAUACUUCAAGGUUCGGUUUUCCUAUGUAUCUAUCAUUAAACACAGUCAUUUAUAUAGUGAAAGAAAAGUAAGAUGCAAAGGCAGAAAUUUAAUUUGACAAACAUUA
Molecule: messenger RNA, 1329 nt
Organism: Setaria italica (foxtail millet)
Lineage: Eukaryota; Viridiplantae; Streptophyta; Magnoliopsida; Poales; Poaceae
Product: NAC domain-containing protein 86
Exons: 3
Coding region: 384-1040 (218 amino acids)
Biological process (GO): regulation of DNA-templated transcription
Molecular function (GO): DNA binding
Source: RefSeq, a predicted model, not a curated record